This is a messenger RNA of Trichogramma pretiosum, 1029 nucleotides long. Its product is annotated as piggyBac transposable element-derived protein 3-like. The transcript has a single exon. The record is from RefSeq and is a predicted model, not a curated record. The coding region runs from base 1 to 1029 and encodes 342 amino acids. Lineage: Eukaryota; Metazoa; Arthropoda; Insecta; Hymenoptera; Trichogrammatidae.
AUGAGAAUGACAAAGCUUGGAAAGUUUACAAAGUUCUCGAAAUUUUUCGAGGAAACAAUUUGGUUUUUUUCUACCGCCUUAACUGUAGAUGAAAUGAUGGUAAAGUUUCACGGUCGUACAAAUUUACAACAGUUCAUGAAAAAUAAACCUGAACGAUGGGGAAUCAAAAAAUGGGAAAUAGCUAGUGCUGAAGGAUAUUUGUUUGACUGUGACAUAUAUUGUGGUAAGGGAUCAAACAUUUAUUCUUCCAAGAAAAAACCUGUACUCACAAAGUGUUCUUUAGGAAGCCGCGUAGUUCUUUCGAUGACUCAAGACUUACUAUUAUCAAUUGUACCUGGAAAAUUGGAUCGAUACCACUUAUAUUUUGAUAACUUUUUCACUAAUCCUGAUUUAUUAAUUCAUUUGAAAACACGUGCAUUGAAGGCUACGGGUACAGUACGAGUGAAUAGAGUUAAUGCAGUAAAUAAUCUAGAUAAAAACGCCGAAAGAGGUGCUCAUAUUGUACAGUACGAAAAAAAUAGUGGACUAAAUUUCAUUACUGCCAUGGAUUCUAAAGCUGUAUCUGUGCUUUCAACGGCAGCAGGAGUUACUCCUUUAUCUGAUAUGGAUAGAUUUUCAUUUGAUGAAAUGAAAGAUAUUGCAGUACCAUUUCCACACGCAUUUAAAAUGUACAACACGUUCAUGGGUGGAGUUGAUUCACAUGAUUCGCACUGUAGCAAUUUGAUGCCAUGCAUAAGAGCAAAACGAUGGACGUGGCCCAUCUUUAUAAGACUCAUUCAAUCUUCAAUGGCAAAUGCAACUGUCCUUCGAAAUUACGUGCAUGAAACAAGAGGUUCCAAAGAACUCGCUAUGAAAAUUGCCGAGCAUUAUCUUUUGAAAGCAACAGUUAGACAAAAACACAAUGAAGGGAUUGCUGAUUUGAAAAGAAAUUGUGAGAACUACAGCAAAUGUUCUGUAAGAACACAAAAAAUAUGUAAGGACUGCAAUGUUCAUGUAUGUUCUGCAUGUUUUAAAAUUUUGCAUCAAUAA